Messenger RNA from Plenodomus lingam JN3, 1239 nucleotides. RefSeq lists its product as uncharacterized. Gene Ontology annotation, cellular component: nucleus; cytoplasm. Lineage: Eukaryota; Fungi; Ascomycota; Dothideomycetes; Pleosporales; Leptosphaeriaceae. Gene Ontology annotation, molecular function: protein arginine N5-methyltransferase activity. Gene Ontology annotation, biological process: peptidyl-arginine methylation. The record is from RefSeq and is a predicted model, not a curated record.
AUGGACGACCCGGCUUUUGAUACCGAGACAGACCUACAAACACAGAGCGUCCUGCUUGCUGCCGCGAAUCAUGACGUCGCCGCUCUAAGCAACCUUCUCCGCAAUUCUUCCGCCAAUGUUCAAGAUGCUGAGACAGGUUUCACGCCUCUUCACGCUGCGAUUGCUGCUUGCGAGCCUGAUGACGAUGAUGCCACAAAAAGGUUGAAUGGUCACUCGAAUGGCAAGACGAAUGGGACGGUCAAGAGCGCGCAGCAGCAGAUCGAGGCAGCCGUCAAGACAAUCAAGUUGCUAUUCGAAAAUGGCGCCAUCUGGAACGAUUUGGAUGCAAAUGGCGAGACACCAGGAUGCAUAGCCAAUAGACUCGGUCUAAAAGGACUGUACGAGCUGUGCGUUGAUGCGGGUGUGCGCGCUGAGCUGCUGCUGAGCCGCAUGGCUGAAUAUCAGCUACUUGGGGACGUCGCCUCGGAUGAGGAAGACGACGAAGAGAUUGAAGAAGGCACGGAAGAAAUUGAAGUUUUGGAUAUCACACAAAUGGCCGAUCCGGGCGAUGAAUCGACGAAGAGCGCUAACUACCUUUCCUCGAAUCUGACUUUUGACCGAGAUCGGCUUGUCGAUGAUGCUGGAAAUGGUGUUAUGAUGGAGUGGGAGAGGACACUUAUGCGACGAUCUGCAGAGCUCUUACUUCCCACGAGUAGGCUGCGCGUUCUCAAUGUCGGUCAUGGAAUGGGGAUAAUUGAUAGCAUUUUCCAAGAGAAGGAGCCCAAGGCACAUCACAUCAUUGAAGCACAUCCAAAUGUCGUUAAACGCAUGAGGGAUCAAGGAUGGGACAAGAAGCCGGGCGUUUUCAUACAUGAAGGGAGAUGGCAAGACAUUGCUCCAAGCCUAGUCGAGCAAGGAGUUCUCUUCGAUGCGAUAUACUUCGACACAUUUGCCGAGGAGUACAGCGCAUUGCGAGAGUUUUUCAGCGAAUAUGUUAUUGGCCUUCUCGAUCCCUCUGCUGGCCCAGAAGGCAUGUCCGGAAAAUUUGGCUUCUUCUGCGGCAUGGGUGCAGAUAGACAGGUAGUAUAUGACGUGUACAAUAAGAUUGUCGAAAUGGACUUGUUCGAGGCCGGAUUCGACACAGAGUGGGAGACGAUACCGGUUCCCGAUCUGGAUGGGCAAAGUGAAUGGGACGGGUUGCGACGAAAGUACUGGGUACUCAAGGAUUACAAACUACCUACAUGCAGCUUCAUCGGAUGA